CCCUAGAAGGUUUCCGCCGCGGCGUCGACGUGCGCAGGGCUGCAGGCUGGCGCUGCGCCUUUCAGCUCCGCGUCGGAGUAGGGAGGCGUGAGCCAGGCAGAGAGACCCCCGGAGCCCGAGACGCGGCGGCGUGCAGUUCCCAGCCCCCGGCGCCCCCUCGCGCGCAUCCUCCAGCCGGGGUAUAAGGCGCGACCCCGCGUCGAUCGCGAGCGAGUCUUGGUCUCUACGCUCCCGCGCAAACCUCUCCUUCCUCCCUGAUGGGCACCUGCGGUUCCGAGCGGCGGUGGCGGCCACUGCUGCUGCUGCUUGUGUUCCUGGGCCCUGCUGGCGCCCACGCGCAGGAAGACGAGGACGGCGACUACGAGGAGCUGGUGUUCACCUUCCAGUCUGAGGAGGACGGCCCGGCCGAUGCUGCCCAGAAUAUGGCCACCGCCACCUUCCACCGCUGUGCCAAGGACGCCUGGAGGCUGCCGGGCACCUAUGUGGUGGUGCUGAAAGAAGAGACCCACCGCUCACAGACGGAGCGCACCGCCCGCCGCCUGCAGGCCCGCGCCGCCCGCCGGGGCUACCUCACCAAGAUCCUGCACGUCUUCCACAACCUCUUCCCUGGCUUCCUGGUGAAGAUGAGCAGCGACCUCUUGGACCUGGCCCUGCGGCUGCCCCACGUGGAGUACAUCGAGGAAGACUCCUCUGUCUUUGCCCAGAGCAUCCCCUGGAACCUGGGGCGGAUCAUCCCUGCACGGUACCAGGAGGAUGGAUACCACCCCCCCAGUGGAGGCGGCCUGGUGGAGGUGUACCUCUUGGACACCAGCAUCCAGAGUGGCCACCGGGAAAUCGAGGGCAGGGUCACCAUCACCGACUUCGAGAACAUGCCGGAAGAGGACGGGACACGCUUUCACAGACAGGCAAACAAGUGUGACAGCCAUGGCACUCACCUGGCAGGAGUGGUCAGCGGCCGGGACGCCGGCGUGGCCAAGGGCGCCAGCCUGCGCAGCCUGCGCGUGCUCAACUGCCAAGGCAGGGGGGCGGUCAGCAGCACCCUCGCUGGCCUGGAGUUUAUUCGGAAAAGCCAGCUGUCCCAGCCCAUGGGGCCUCUGGUCGUGCUGCUGCCCCUGGCGGGUGGGUACAGCCGGGUCCUCAACGCCGCCUGCCAGCGCCUGGCGGGGACGGGGGCAGUGUUGGUGGCCGCCGCUGGUAACUUCCGUGACGAUGCCUGCCUGUACUCACCAGCCUCGGCUCCCGAGGUCAUCACUGUUGGGGCCACUGAUGCCCAGGAUCAGCCUGUGACCCUGGGAAUCACGGGGACAAAUUUUGGCCAUUGUGUGGACCUCUUUGCCCCAGGGGAUGACAUCAUCGGUGCCUCCAGUGACUGCAGCACCUGCUUCACGUCACAGAGCGGGACAUCACAGGCUGCUGCCCACGUGGCUGGCAUUGUGGCCGUGAUGCUGACUGCCGAGCCGGAGCUCACCCUGGCCGAGAUCAGGCAGAGACUGAUCCAUUUCUCUGCCAAAGAUGUCAUCAAUGAGGCCUGGUUUCCUGAGGACCAGCAGGCACUGACCCCUAACCUGGUGGCCACACUGCCCCCCAGCUCCCCUGGAGCAGGUGGGCAGCUGUUCUGCCGGACCGUGUGGUCAGCGCACUCGGGGCCCCGACGGGCGGCCACGGCCACGGCCCUCUGCACCGCAGACGAGGAGCUGCUGAGCUGCUCCAGUUUCUCCCGGAGCGGGAAGCGGCGGGGCGAGCGCAUUCAGGCCCGGAAGGGCAGGCAGGUCUGCCUGGCCCACAAUGCGUUCGGGGGUCAGGGUGUCUACUCUGUGGCCCGGUGCUGCCUGCUGCCCCGGGCCAACUGCAGUGUUCACACAGCUCCGCCGACUGGGGUUGGGGUGGAGACCCGUGCCCACUGCCACCAGCAGGGCCAUGUGCUCACAGGCUGCAGUUCCCACUGGGAGACAGAGGACCUUGGCACCCCUAGGCGGCCUGGGCCCCGGCCACGAGGUCAGCCUGACCAGUGUGUGGGCCACAGGAAGGCCAGCGUCCACGCUUCCUGCUGCCAUGCCCCAGGUCUGGAGUGCAAAGUCAGGGAGCACAGCAUUCUGGCCCCUGCAGAGAAGGUGACUGUGGCCUGUGAGGAGGGCUGGACCCUGACGGGCUGCAGUGCACUCCCCGGGGCCUCCCCCAUUCUGGGGGCUUACGCCAUGGACAACACAUGCGUGGUGAGGAGCCAGGACAUUGGCACAGGAGGCAGAGCCAGCGAGACCACAGUGGCCGUUGCUGUGUGCUGCCGGAGCCAACCCUCCGAGCAGGUCUCCCAGGAGUUCCAGUGACAGCCCCCUGCCCCGCCCCGCCCCUGCAGGCUGUGGCAUAUGGGGAGGGGUCAGGAGCUGGGGACUAUGGCUCCAGUUCGGGGUGGUGCUCUGAAAUGGUUCCGACUUCCCUUCAGGUCCCCAGAUGGCCCUUCCUCAGCCCUCCAUGGCCUGGGCCUUCCUGGAACUGCUGGCCCUGGUGGUUGGGGUGGGCUGGGCUCCUUGCCUGGGAGAACUUGGUCUCCCCCUCCCUGGGCCUAAGCUGAAGAGAAGGCCGAGUGUAGCAGGGUUGGAGGUGCCACCAAAGCUUCCUGCAGCACUGUGGGGGCCGGGCCUGCUAUCCACCACUGAGAUGAGUUCUGCUGUGCUGUUUCCCAUCAGCCUUUCCCAAGACGCCAACACCUGGGGACCGAAUUAUCAUUUACUGAGCUCCUACUACGUGCCAGGCAUUUAUUGCUCACAUCUCCAUGAAGGAGGCAGUAUGCUCCCUGUGGGGUGGGGAGGUGAGGAGGCACACGGGUGCUAAAAGGGGCCAGAUAUCAGUCAGGGCAAGGGAGUGUGAAUAGAGGUGCCCCUCGACUCUUGCUCACUUUGGAGAAGCCUCUGAGGGCCCCGAUUAGUAGGGCACGGGUGUGUGUGUGUCUGGGGGAAAUGGCAGGAGGUGAUGCUACCCCAGAUCUGGCCAGCACUUCAAAGUGUUCAGAGUGUCCAAAGUGCAUCUGCAGCCACAUUCUCACAGGGUUUCAGAGCAGCCCUGGAACAGAGGCAGGGCCCAUUCUACCCAUUGGACAGAUGAGGAAAUUGAGGCCAGAAAAAUAAGCUGUCAGCUGCCAGGAGACUUGGGUUUGAGUCCUUCUCUUGCUCUCCCUGGGUCUCAGUUCUCAUCAAGGUAGUGAUUUCCAUCUGUGGGCCCUCCUGCUGUUAGGAUUCACUGCCUGGAAGACAGAUUUUGUGGAUGAAAUUCCUAGCCUUGUGUCCACCCCUCUGAGCUGCCAGCAGCAGGAUCAGGGGCUGUGCCUGUGUUUCUCGUGGCCGCCCUACCCCUGCUCUAGUCCAAGCCUUGUUAUCCACCCAGGAUUGGCCUCCACUGACACACAUCACCCCAUCGUCUUCUCAACUACCCUGCUCACUAUCACCCCUACUUCAUGGAGGAAGAAACUGUGAGCCAGAGCAGGAAAGUGCCCUUCAAGCCCACACAGCCAGGAAGUGAGGUGGCACAAGGACACAAACCCAGAUCUGGCCACGCUACAGCCAAGCCUCUUUUGAAAGCACCAGGCUGGGCACCCCAUUUUCAUGUGUUCCCCAGUUUGCUCAGAAGGGGAACACAGACCUAAGGUAGCAGCACAGUGAGCCAUAGCAGAGCUUGUCUCACCCUGCUUGCUCCUGGGCUUCCGGUCUCUGCAGGAAGGAGCUUUUGCUGUGGUUACCCUCACCUGAUUCACUAUGGCCUGGGGUGGAGGGCCCUCUGAAGGAUGGGGGGAGAGGGCAACUAUCCUUGUGCCUCCCCCUUCCCUCCCCUUGAGCAAACCAAACAGCCUGGGUUUGUCUUUCUGGUCUGUUUGUGAACAGCGCUCUCUGCUGCCUUUUUAUAGCCAAGAAGCUUUUCUAGAUAGACCUCUCUGUUUUGCUUUUGUAACCUGAAGGUAUUUAUUCUAGAUUUUGUAGCAUUUUUAUUAUACAGUGAGUUUUUAAAAUAAAAACAACUUUGUCAUGA
Molecule: messenger RNA, 4017 nt
Organism: Choloepus didactylus (southern two-toed sloth)
Lineage: Eukaryota; Metazoa; Chordata; Mammalia; Pilosa; Megalonychidae
Gene: PCSK9
Product: proprotein convertase subtilisin/kexin type 9
Exons: 12
Coding region: 258-2324 (688 amino acids)
Biological process (GO): proteolysis
Molecular function (GO): serine-type endopeptidase activity
Source: RefSeq, a predicted model, not a curated record